Molecule: messenger RNA, 5534 nt
Organism: Stylophora pistillata
Lineage: Eukaryota; Metazoa; Cnidaria; Anthozoa; Scleractinia; Pocilloporidae
Product: pleckstrin homology domain-containing family G member 5
Biological process (GO): endothelial cell migration; Rho protein signal transduction
Cellular component (GO): plasma membrane; endocytic vesicle; axon
Molecular function (GO): guanyl-nucleotide exchange factor activity
Source: RefSeq, a predicted model, not a curated record
UUGCAUGUUGGAAUCUUGUGACAAGUUGUGGUUGCGUCUCGAUCAUUUUCCCCAAGUAACUCAACACUUCGUCUCGGAACGUGCAAGAGACACCCAUACUUGCUUAAGAGUUCAUAACUGAAUUGAUCCAAGCACGUGCAAAGGGUUCGAAUUACCGUUUCUAAUCUACGAUGAUCGAAGAGCCGUCAUAGACACUACUGAGAGCGGUCGACAGGAUUUCAGUGUUGUUUUGAGUGGGAAAAAAUAAGGUCCUGUUGAGUUUUUUGCCGACUGUUCCUUCCUGAAGACAGCCCGGCUUAAUUUACCAUUGCUGCGUAAGGAAUGAGAUCGGAUGUAGCGUUUGGGCUUAUUUCUUGACGAUAUGCCCGAAAUCGGUCGGGAUAAUCACGGCCAGUACGAUAAAGGAGAUAGAAGGCUUUGUCAGGGCAGAUUGUGCUCGAGCAAAGUUCAAACGGAGAGGGAUUUUGCCGUUAAGGUUUGUCAUCAUGAAGACUGCCAAGAAACAAACUACGGAAAUCCUUUACUGUUGUGUUUGAGAUGUGACGAAGUCCACCAUCUUAGUGCUGGUUUCAAUCAUGCACGGUUCGAUGUACCGGAGAGGCCAAGUACAAAUAUUAUAAGGACGCUAUCAAGCCAUUCAGCAGGUUCAGAUUCAGGAAAUGAGGAGGAUGUUGAAUCUGAACAGAAAGUGGAAAAGAAGAACAGGGGGUAUUCCUCUGGAAAACGAAUGUUCAAAAUAAAUGUAGCGGCAAAGAAAAAACCAAGACGCCAUAAUACUGAAGACCCAGGAAGGGAAUUUUUCAGCAUUAAAUUUUUUGACAACAAAAGUGGAGAACUCCAGGUAGAAGUAGUGCCUGCUUUGAAAGGAAAGUCUUUGAGGGACUCUAUUGAACCUCUUUUUGAAGCACAAGAAUUUUUAUUUUCAACUCAUUCUGUCUUUCUGGACUCAUCUAACACCCCCUUACCACUAGCCUUUGACACCUUUCCGCUGGGUGGAAAUACUCUUCAUGUUAGAGCUAAUGAGGAUUUUGAAGGGGAUGAAAGAGUAAUCAAUAUCAUGAGGGACUCCUAUGCAGAGGACAAGAGCAACUCAGAUGAGACACCCACGCGGCCUAAAAGUUCAUCCUUCCUGACACGUUCUGGUUCUUUUACAACAAAAGGGAAAGACAAGAGCGUCAUUAGAAGGUUCGAUGAUGACAGAGAGAAGGAGAACUCAAAAGAUGACAAGUUACUACAACAAUUGAAUAAGAGUACCCAAAAGGGCAAAAAGAACAUGGAAUCUUUGUUUGGUAAAGAGUUUGGAGGGACCUUGCCUACUACACUGUCAAGUCCUGUUCUUCCUGGUGGAGGUGGCACUGUGCCAAGACCAAAGUCAGCUAGUAGUCGCUUGACUGAAAUGUUUAAGCCACCGAGACCCAGCAUUAAGGGAACUCUGAAAGACUCCUUGGAUCGAUAUUCCUUGUAUGGUUUGGAGGAUAGUUCUGAUUAUGACUCUGGGCUAAAGAAUGAAAUCGAAGAACAGAUUAAACUUGAAUCAUCAUGGACUGAAGUUGUAGAUGAAAGCCACAUCGGGGCUAUGACAAAGAAAGAGAAUGACCAACAAGAAGCUAUUUGGGAACUUUUGUCCACAGAGGCAGUGUAUAUAUCAAAACUCUAUGUAAUCAAAAAGCUGUUUCUCCAGUGCCUACGGAAUUUACAGAGUGAAGGAUUCCUAUUGGAGAUUGAUGCUUCUAAGUUGUUCAAUAAUGUGGAACAAAUAUAUGAGGUCAAUUUAGCAUUUUGGACAGAACACCUGAGCACAGUUGUUGAAUAUGCUAGGAAAACAAAGGAUCUGCUAAAUCCUCUGGAUAUGGAAGCUGGGUUCAAUAUGUUUGAGGCCCAGUUUGAUCCAUACAUAAAGUACUGCAUGGAGGAGUCUAAAUGUUUGAAAUACUACAAGGAAAAGCUUGUUGAGAAUGAAGAUUUCAAGACUUACAUCACUUGGUGUGAAGAUCACAGGUUUUGCACUGACCGACUUAAGUUAACUGACUUGCUGGUUUGGCCCAUGCAAAGAGUUACAAAGUAUCAUCUUCUAUUAAAAGCCAUUGGUAACAAAACCACUGAGGAAGAUGUAAAAGAAGUUCUCAACAGAAUGCGCAUGAAAGUAGAAACGUUUGUGAGUAAAGUUAAUGCUGCCAUGAAGGAGAGGCAUGAGUUGGAGAAACUCAAAACAACUGCGCAGAAGAUUCACAACAACUACAGUGUUGUAGAAGCUGUUAAUGAGGAGAUGGAAAAGAUUCUCCAAGAUUACAGCUCAUACGACCUUACCAGACCCAUGCCUGGUUUAACUGAUGAUCAACAUCGCAGUGUCAUUCAUGAGGGACAUCUGAGGCUUCUUGAAAAACAAGGAAAAAUGGAUGUAUAUGUUUUUCUCUUUACUGAUUUACUUCUCAUAACCAAAGCAAAGAAAGGUGAUAAAUUCAAAGUGAUCAAACCGCCUCUCCAAGUGGAUAAGUUGGUCACCCACAGGGAUCAAGGAGGAGCCUUCUUACUUAUUUAUGUGAAUGAGUACAACAUAGCUGUUCAAGCCUUUGCCCUCCAAGGGAGUUCAAGUGAUCAGACGCAGUGGAUGGAUGCAAUAAAGAAGGCCCAGAAAUUGUUCAUGGUUGCCAAAUUGGGGCAGGGAUCAAGUAAUUUACACCAUAUGCAAAAUCCCAGCGACAGUGACCUUGUAAGUCCCUCAGGCCUUGUUACACCCUCUGGACUCUCGCCAGCACUUCCUCGGUCUUCACGCCGCAGAUCAUCUGGCUCAUCAAUCAUGUCAGUGGAGUCUGAUUCAGAUGACGAGUUAGGAAUGAACUUUUCAACCUUAAAUUCUCGUGCACGUUCUGACUCUGCUUUGACCACAGCAAGUAGCACCCAUUCCUCAGAAGCAAGAGGUAAAGAGGUAGCAACUAAUCAUAAAGAUGGUGCAGCUUUACAACGACAGGAAGAAAUUCUUUCAGUUGAAGAUGAACAAUUGCUAGAGGGAGCAAUGGCAAUGUCGCGGUCUGAAUCGCUUGGAAAGAUCUCACGGUCUUCCUCUGCGCCUCCCAAGGAAAGACCACGUGUUGUGGAUUCCAGUUCCUUAUCAAGAUCUUCAUCAGCCCCACAAGGGCCCACAUCUGUGCGUGUAGCGAGUUUAAGGGAAGGCAUUAUCAUGAAGAGGAGGGCCACAGAGGAGCAAGAUGGAUCUGUCACAUCAUCGUCUGCAUCAUUAAAUGACUCGGCAGGUGAUUCAGAGGCUCAGUCACCAUUUGCAACUGCAGCUGCAGAUUUUCUAUUAGGUCCUCCAAAAAAUUAUCAACAAACUAAUGAAGUCAGAUCAGAGCCUCAGUCUCCAAUUCAGGAAGACUCUGGUGGAGAAUCACCCCGCUCUCCUACUGAGGAGAAUAAUACCCAAUCCCCUUCGUCUCCUGAAAAAGGAGUUUCAUCUUCUGUGUCUGAUAAUGACUGUGAAAGCAGUGAAUAUGUAGGAGAACAAGAGGAGGAUUCUGUUGAGGAACCUCUUGAGUCUGAAGGUGAUUUAUCACCAAAUAAAGACUGUAUCGUGGAUCUUUCAUUUCCACAGGUGGGUCAAAUGGAGGCUCAAGCCUUGCAAAACUUAUCAGACUCUUUGGAGGCAACUUAUAAAAGUAAUGGACCCUCCAAACAACCACCGCAGAUAAAAUCUCAACUUAUUGCUCAAGAUAAGAUCCAAUCUGCUAUUACGAUGACAGAACAACCGCGGAAGCGUAUAUCACUACCAAGGAGAUCAUCACCUGUGAUUUCAAGAAAGACGAGACCUGAGAACUUAGCAAAACAUCGUGAUAGAGAUGAUUAUGAUGUAAAUGGGAUCUUACAGAAAAUUCGAGAUGCUUCUUCUCCACCAGCCGCAGAAGCUACAAUGUCACAUCAAGAACGUGGGUACAAAGUUGGGAAACUUACUAAAAGGUCCUCUGAGUCUUCCAGACUUCCUGUUAAACCUGAUAAGGCACACUAUCCCACUAGUGUAGACCUAGAGGAAUCACAGUCGAAGGCUCACAGAAAGAAGGAAAAUUGUAUUUCAUUAUCGCGAACUAGAAAAAAGAGCAUGUCUCUUUCAGAUCUUCUCAGUAUAGGCAAAGACUUAACAAGUAAUCGAGAUAAAAGUAAAGAUAAAGAGGUGAACAAAGAUAAAUCGCACCCUAAAAAUUUGGAACCAACAAGUCCCCUGACUGAUGAGGAUGCCAUUUCACCUACUGCUGUUGGUGAACACCCAAAAGAUGAGAAGAGAUCUCGCUUUAGUCGACUCCGUAGGAAGUCUAGUCGAGGCAUAGGAGAACUGAAGGAUGGUAUUGCAUCUGGUCCUGAUAUUGAUCCUAAAAGAGCCUCAAGGCAUUUCUUUAAGGAGUCUCUCAUGUUGGAAUCCUCGUAGAAGUUGUAGUCCUGAAAUGCAUCAAGGCUUGCGGUCGGCAGGGAGUAUGUGUAAAGAUUGCUGUGAAGAAAAAUGCAAAUAACUAAUUUAAAUUAAAAAAAUGCAUUACCAAGGACAAUAUUCCAUGAGGAUGAACAUGCAUUAAUACUUUUACAUGAAAAGUUUUUUAUUUAUAAGUUGUUUUUGUCAUGCUCAUUUGUGAAUUUUAACAAGAAAAUUAGCUCUAAAGUAAGAAACUUUCUUGGGUGCUCAAAGAUCAGUGCUGUAUGUGAUCUGAACUUAAUUCCAUGUUUCUUGGUCAGAGAAGUUUCCUUUGGAUGUGAACAUUUUGAAUUUUUGUCUUCUGACUUGGGUUUGAGGCAAAUGCACUGAGUUGGCUCGUUGUAAAGGGCAUGACUUAGAAGAGCAAGUGAUGCCCAGUGAAGAAUAAGGAUUUGGUUGAUUGGAUAAUUUGCAAGCUGGAAUUCUUUCUAUGUUUGGUGAACGUGGCAUGUUGUUCCACUUCUCAUGGAGUGAAUUGUGGGUUUAGUUCCUGGUUGGAUUUUUUCCCCUGUCUGGUAAUAAAAAAGAUCAGGAAAGGUGAAUGGUUUGUCUUUUGCGAGGCAGUUGUGGUUGUAAAAACCAGUUAGAACUGUGUUCCUUGCCUGGAGAGAGGGUUGACCAGAAUGGUCAACUGAUGGGUUUUAAGGGUGCAAUACAUGUUUGUUUAGGGGCAUUGGGGUGCUGUUGUUCAAACCACAAGUUGCAAAGUCUCGAGAAGUUCCAUAUUCUAUCUUUGAGUGUUAAGUGUUAGCAAUUUUUAGUACUUAAAUGUAAGGUUUCAGUUGGUAAGCUUACCUUUUGAGCACCCUGUUUGAUCUCUGAUUUUAGUCAAGUUUCUCUCGUUUUAUCUUUUAAAAAAAUCUAAAUAGGCAUACUUUUUUCAAUCUUGACUUGGCUGUGUGAAGACCAUACGCGUUUUAUUGAAUGUAAACAAAGUUGUACAUAGUGGUUGUAAAUUUGUAGCUAUUUGGUGAAAUUUUCACUGAAAACCAGUUUGAAGAAGAAAGGGGAUUUUUUUCAUUGUAUUUAUUGAAUUUUUUUUUUUAGAAUUAUAAAUGCGAACUGAGUGCACACAAUG